This is a messenger RNA of Volvox carteri f. nagariensis, 651 nucleotides long. RefSeq lists its product as uncharacterized. The record is from RefSeq and is a predicted model, not a curated record. The annotation marks the transcript as partial. NCBI's taxonomy places the organism in Eukaryota, Viridiplantae, Chlorophyta, Chlorophyceae, Chlamydomonadales, Volvocaceae. The transcript is spliced from 2 exons.
AUGUCAGCGCCGCCGUCGUCCAAUCGCCACAAGCGGUCUGCUUCGAUUGACGUGUCCUCCCUGAUUGCGACGCGGGACGGCAUAGGGCCCGCGAAGGACUACCUGGCGCCAGCGGCCUCACAGUCGCUGGCGGCUGCCAGCCAUGCGCCUCAGGGCCACCUGUCGCCGGAACGUCGGUCGCCCCUGGCGCGAGAUGGCGGCACUGGCACCGGCACUGGCACUGGCAAUUUCAUAAUGGGACAUAAGACCGCACCGCCGGCGUUGGAGGCCUUGCGCCAGAAUCACCCCGGCAUGUCGUUGGCCCAAGCGGCUUUGGCGGAGUUUGAGGAGGAGGUGUUGGAAGAGGGGUAUGAUGAGGACGACGAGGAGCCUGAAGACGACGAGGAUGGCGACGGGGGGGAGAUGGAGCCGGCCGUGGACGAGUCGUUGAAUUCCGCAGCCGGCAUUGAUAGGCUGGGCUCCGUCAUCUUGUCUGUGGCGCUGCCGCUGGCGGCGCAGGGCUCCCUGCAUCGGCAGAUGUACGUGUCACAGCAGCAGCGGCCGCCGCUGACGAUGACGCCCACGCAGCCCCAGCAGCCCCAGCAGCCCCAGCAGCAGGCACCAGCGGCGGGCUGCAGUCCUCCAAACCACAUUGGCCAUGUCCCAUACGAG